AUGAAGCUUGUGAGCUGGAAUGCACGUGGUCUUGGGAGUGAUCGUGCAUUCCGUAACCUCUCCCGCUUAGUGUCCUCUUGUAAUCCUAGUUUGUUAUUUGUAAUGGAAUCUCGGCUUGUUAAAAAUGCUAUCAAUCAUGUUAAGAUCAAGCUCCAUUUUGAUUCGGGUUUAGAAAUUCCUAGGGUAGGUAGAAGUGGGGGCUUGCUUUUGUUAUGGACUAAUGAUGUAACUGUUACUUUGCGUUCCCAAUCUAUUAGUCAUUUUGAUUGUUAUGUGUCGUGUGCUAUUACUAAUGUCUCUUUUCACCUCACUUGUUUCUAUGGUGCUCCUACGGUCUCUCAAAGACCUCACACCUGGCAACUUUUGAAAAGAAUUGGUAGGGAUAACCCAAAUAUCCCUUGGCUCAUCAUAGGGGAUUUUAACGCUUUCCUUUUCUCGCAUGACAAACAAGGCGGUAAUCCCGAUAGGGGUCCCUCGGCUGACUUCAGAAACCUUUUGGACUCUUUUAAUCUCUCCCCCCUCGAGCCAACAGGGCCCUUACUCACUUGGAAUAACAAUGUGGCUGCCCCUAGAAACAUCCAAGAACGAUUAGAUUGGGGAAUCAUCAAUAGUGCUUGGACCAAUAUCUUCCCUGAGGCCGCUCUCUCUCAUUUGGGUUUCUUUGGCUCUGAUCAUCGAGCUUUGGAGUUAGAUACCGCUCCCGCCCCGGGCUCCCAGCAAAAGGAUACAAGAAAACGCUUUUUCUUCGAAAAUGCUUGGUUAAAGGACCCGAACUGGAGCCUGGCUUUCGAUAAAUCCUGGACUGGCUGCUCGGCCCAUAAUGACGCGAUCCCCAAUCUGGUUACUUCUCUCGACAGAUGUGCUACGAGCCUUAGCAACUGGAACCAUAAGAAAGAUUUCAAUUUCAAAAAGCACAUUUCUAAGAUUGAGAAAGAGUUGGAAAGGGCCCGCUCCUCUCCUGUGUGGGAUGACAGCACCAUAGCAAAAAUCAAAGAUCUUCAAGCCAAUCUCGAAACCCUCCUGUACAAGGAGGAAACUUACUGGAAGCAACGAGCAAGGACUCAUUGGCUGGCUCAGGGGGAUAAGAACACAAAAUUUUUUCACAGAUUUGCAUCCCAUAGGAAAAAGAUCAACUCUAUCCACAAGCUCCACUUACCAAAUGGUGGUGUUCUUUCUAAUGAGGAGGAUAUUACUCGGGAGAUCGAAUCUCAUUUUGCCCAACUCUUCUCUUCCUCCCAGCCUGUUGAAGAGGAUAUGCAAAAAGCCCUGGAAGGCAUCUCUUGUUUUUUAUCUGAUACGGAAAAAUCUCUCCUGAAUGAAGAAUUUUCCAUGGAUGAGAUCGAAAAAGCUUUUUCGCAACUUCCCCUGGACAAAGCCCCUGGCCCGGAUGGUUUCAAUUCUAAUUUUUACAAAGCUAACUGGUCAACAGUUAAAAUUGACGUCCUUAAAGCGGCCUCAAGUUUUCUCAAUGGAAUUGGUGAUGUGGCUCCCCUGAACACCACUCUCAUUACUUUAAUCCCUAAACUUGAUCUCUCCCAACCAGAGCGCUUUCCUCCCUGGCAGACUUAUUUCGGACAACAUCAUCAUAGCCCAGGAGGUCGCGCACUCCAUAAAGCUUAA
This is a messenger RNA of Cannabis sativa, 1620 nucleotides long. RefSeq lists its product as uncharacterized. Bases 1 to 1620 code for a protein of 539 amino acids. The transcript is spliced from 2 exons. Gene Ontology annotation, molecular function: catalytic activity. NCBI's taxonomy places the organism in Eukaryota, Viridiplantae, Streptophyta, Magnoliopsida, Rosales, Cannabaceae. The record is from RefSeq and is a predicted model, not a curated record.